AUGGCCACUCCGAACUACAAGGAGCUGAAACUGCAAUCACCGGCUGGUGCGGAACCAUUCCUGUACAACUGGCCGUUUUCGAUCGGUACGGGGCACGAUUCGGGCAUCGAACUGAUCGAAAAUGUGCGGUGGGUAUGCGAGGACAUGCCCGAAAUCAAAUCGGCUAUCGAGGAAAUCGAUUUGAACAAACUCGACACGGGUGAUUACGAUGCGAUGAAGAACCUGUGCGAUCGUUUCAAUCGAGCGAUCGAUAGUGUAGCAGCACUGGAAAAGGGUACAUCACUGUCCAACCAACGGUUCACCUAUCCUUCUCGGGGGCUGUUGAAGCACAUCAUACAACAAGUGUACAACCAGGCAGUGGUGGAACCGGAGAAGCUAAACCAGUACGAACCAUUCUCACCGGAGGUAUACGGCGAAACGUCAUUCGAUCUGAUCUGUCAGAUGAUCGAUCAGGUGAAGAUCACAGCGGACGAUGUGUUCGUCGAUUUGGGGUCGGGUGUCGGACAAGUCGUGCUGCAGAUGGCUGCCUCAACGCCGGUAAAGGUGUGCUUCGGAAUCGAGAAGGCGGACGUACCGUCCAAGUACGCCGAGGGCAUGAAUACCACGUUCAAGCUGUGGAUGCGUUGGUUCGGCAAGAAGUACGGUGAUUACGAGCUGAUUAAGGGAGACUUUUUGGCGGACGAGCACCGGGAGAAAAUCACCUCGGCCACAAUCGUCUUUGUGAAUAACUUUGCAUUCGGUCCUAAUGUUGAUCAUCAGCUAAAGGAACGGUUUGCUGACUUGCGGGACGGUGCACGGAUCGUUUCGUCCAAGAGCUUCUGUCCGUUGAACUUUCGCAUCACGGAUCGUAAUCUCAGUGACAUCGGUACGAUUAUGCAUGUCAGUGAAAUGAGCCCGCUUAGAGGAUCGGUUUCCUGGACGGGUAAACCGGUCUCUUACUAUCUGCACAUAAUUGACCGCACGAAGCUGGAGCGUUAUUUUCAACGGUUGAAAACGAAGGGCACAGAAAAUCAUAACGAUGGUACAAGUGGCGGUGGAAGCGGUUCACAUUCGACACGAUCGUCUCGGUCUCGCAAGGACCAGAGCAAUCACCAUCCGAAGACGAUCACGAACGAUGACAGCACGUCGGAAAGCGAUACGGAUGUUGUGGGACCGACGACGCGUAAGGCGUGGUCGGACUGGAACAGUGGUAAGGAAUGCAAGACAAGUCCGUCCGAGGAAGAGAACAACAAUUCGCCGGUUUUGCGAAAUGGGCGAAUACCGGUGGCCACUAAAAAGCGUCGAAAGAUCACCCGUACCAAGGCAACGGGUAAGAAAUCAGAACUGGCAGCAGCUAGUGCGGCAGCCAAUCGUGAAAUAGGCGUUGGUACUUCGGCGUCAGCGGCUGCAGCAGCGGCCGCAGCAGCAAUGGUUGGUGGAAAGAAACGAGGCCGUGUUAAGGGUAAAGGGCGCCAGCGACGUCCGCUCAAUAUUGCCGGUCUGGAUUUACUGCAUAAUGAGACACUACUGAGCACAUCGGACCAGGUGAUAGGCAAACGGUUGCCACCGGCACCUGGAUGCGUGGAUCAGCAACUUACCUCAUUGGCUGGUGAUAUGCAGCACAACGAGCUGGACAUUCCUGACGCACCGUCGGAGACCCCAUACGCGCUGCAAAUAUUGCUCGAUUUAUACAAGGCCCAAUUUAUGAAGACCAUCGAAGCGAUGCGGAAACCUUCAUAUAGGGACAACGUUCAGCAGCAGUUUGAUCGCGAGAAGGAACGCAACCAGUGGCUAAUGAAUCGAGCCGGCCAGCUCGAGAAGCAGAUCAAGGUGCUGAUUGAUGAUAGUGUGGCACUGCUGAAGGCCCGCAUGAACGAACUGGGCAUCAGCACGACCAGCCAAAACGAUUUGUUAUGCAAGGCAAAAGAAAUCGUUGGACGGCAUAAGGAGCUUCAGGUGAUGGCGGCCAAAUUGCAGAAUCAAGUGAAUGUAAUCGAACAAGAGCAGAAGCGGCUGGUGAUGCAACAUCUGUCAAAGCUUACCGCUGAACAGCAACAACAACACCAGCAUCAACAGCAUCAGCAGCUCCAUUCGCACCAGCCCUAUAUCAAGAUAGAGGACGCUGAACUUACAUCGUCCAGCUCGAGCGAACUGGUACUGAAGGCGAUUGCAAGUACACUAACCCAACGCAAGAAGCUUUACGCGCAAGUUUCGAACCUUGAAACUGAGCUAAAUUUGAUUGAAAAAUUAACCGAAGAGCGCAAAUCGAUGGUGGUGGGGUUAGCGUCAACGACACCAGGCAGUAAUCACAAUGUAUCGUCCGUAGCAGCAGCCACAACGACAAUUAUUUCGGUUGCUCGAGCAACGGAAGUGCGCGAUCGGGAACAGUAUGGACAUCCCGUACAUGUGCACGCCUCUACUGGCAACAGUAAUCGAGAGCGAGAACACAUCCCUGGGGAGGUUGCCGGCAAACAAACGUCCGAUUCAAUUCAUCCGUCGCAGCGCACGUUGCCUCCCGCUGCGUCAGGAAUCACCAGUAGCGCUGGAUCCUUGCAUCCUCCACCACCGGCAACAGUUGGAUCGAAUCCAAUAACCCACGCGCCAGUGAAACAAGGUUCUGGCAGUUCGUCUCGAUCGGCACAACGAAAGUCUCGCGAGAAUCGAACACGGUCACAGGAGUGGCCCGAAAUACCGGACAUCGGCAAGAUCGAGGAAAACAAUCCGGAGAUUCUUGCACAAAAAAUUCUUGAGACUGGUAGGCAGAUCGAAGCAGGAAAACUUCUUGCAGCCGGUAAACAUUCGGCGAAAGAGCGAUCCAAUGAUAGUAAACAUGCUAGCAUGGCUCCCGCGCACGGCUCUACAGCAAUCACUGGAACGGCACCGGCACCGAUACAACUCAUGUCUCAACAACCAUCAGGUGUGGUAGCGGGUUCUCAAUCGUUCCCUCAUCAUCAGCAAUCACAACCACCGCUGCAUUCUCAUCUGCAUCAUCCAGAUGCGGCGCUGAUGCCUGCUCCCGCUUCCACUAUUAAUAAGGCACACCUUAAUCAUCGUGGCAAUAGUGGUAGUUCUGGCGGGCUUCCACCCGUUGCCGUCGUGUCGUCGAUACCGACGAGCAGUGGUGGAUCGCUUCCGAAGUGUUAUGUACCUGGGUCCGCGAGUAAUGAACUUCACGGUAGUGUAGGCCGUAACGCAUCAGAAGGUUCUGGUGGUACUGGUGGACGUAGCAGUGGAAAGUUACAUGAUUCGCACAAAGUGGUCAACUUUGAGGAUCGUCUCAAAAGUAUUAUCACCUCGGUGCUGCAGGGAUCUCCAAAAACAGGAAACUCGGGCACGGGUUCGGCUCCAACAUCGGGUACACCACUGGUAGCUGUACCUCCAUCCUCGGGUUCAUCUACCGUCGCUGGUCAGCGUGAGGGCCAUCAUCGCAGUGGAAGCGGGGGACACCAGUCCGUAAUGGUAGAUCCUCUUGGAUCACCGUUAAAAUCAGCUACGUCUGCGGUCGGUAGCUAUGGGACUCCAAUGGCGGGUUCAGCAAAGACGGCAGUUUAUCUUCAGUCUUCACCGGGAGCUGGAUCUCAUCAUCAACAUCCAAUGAUGACCGCUCAUGAUAUGUCUGCCCGUGCGGCGUCGGGCGCAAGAGGGCCAAGCCCUUCGGCUCAUCAUCCCUCCCAUCAGCAGGUACACCAUCAUCAACAACAACAGCACGUUCAGGUUAGUCAAUCACAGUAUCAACAGCAGCAAUUGUCCCAUCACUCGCAUCAUCCUCACGCGCAACAAUCCCUUCAUCAUCAACAGCAGCACCAGCAAUUCCAGAUGCAGCAGCAACAACAGGGAAUGUUGAAUGUAAUCACCAGUGCCGCGCACCAUUUGAACACCAGUACCUCGAUUUCGACCUCACCUGUGCCAACGUCUCCGUACAAAAUGCAUCCCACCGGACCGAUACCGGCAAGUAGUAGUGCCAUGGGUGGCAAUCCUUCUGCGAAGAUCUCACCUAGCUCCAAGUAUCCCUAUUCGAAGGGUUCGUCGGUAACUGGGAUGAGCCACCAUUCGCCAGGAUCGUCGGUUAUGAGCACGCAUCAGCAAAUCAUCCAGCAGCAGGAGCGCGAACGGGAACGUGUAUUACUUUAUGCGGCUGCCGCACAUGGCGGAGGGCUACCGAUCGAUCAUCCACACCAUCCCUUACAUCAGCAUCAUCAUCGUGGCAUACCGACGUCCAUGGGCGAUGGAAAAAUGCUAGAAUUUAAGGCACCGGAAAAUUUCCGAUACGAUCCACGGACAGCUAGCAGCAACACGCCAGGCAAUGCCCCACCGAUGCUCGACACAUCGGCGGUUAGUUUACAGAGCCAUUCUCGUAGCUCAUCGACCAACUCACUCGACAGCAUACCGGCUGCCGACUAUGGAACAGCAUCUUCCUCGGUGGGUGGUGGUGGGGUACGUUACGGGGGCCAACAGCAACCCAUUCCUCUGGUUACACAUUCACCCGGCGUUGGAGCUCAAGGUUCUUCGGCGCAGCAAGGUGGCAAUAAUUCCCGGCCCGGUUCCACAUCGUCGCAGCCAGACUACACGCAAGUUUCGCCGGCGAAGAUGGCCCUUCGAAGGCAUUUGUCACAAGAAAAACUAACCCAUCCAUCGGCUGGCGGUGCUGCUGGUGGUCCAACAGGUAGUGCAGGUAGUGGUUUAGGCACAGUUAAAACGAUUGGCGAUCUAGUGAACGGGGAAAUCGAACGCACGUUGGAGAUCUCGAAUCAAUCAAUCAUUAACGCUGCAAUCAACAUGUCCUCGCAUCAGCAGCAGCCCCCAUCGGCAGCGUCCGGAAAUGCGACGGGUUCAACGCCAUCUGGUGGCAAUACGGUCAUCAAUACGAACGUGCAACGUCCUGAGCGUGUCAGUAUUCGUCUGAUGGAAGAGGGAGGACACGUAGCAGCAGGUGGCCCACCACCACCGGGCAGCAGUGGCGGUACAUACAGUCCCAUCUCCAGACCGGGAAGCGUCGGAGACAAUAGUAGUAAGUCGCCCGUCCAUCAUCUACACGGCCAAAGCAACUUAGCUUCGCUCGUUCAGGUUGCGGCAUACAAUCCAAAAGCAAUGAAUCAUAAGGGAUCGGUCGGUAGUUCCACAACCGUACCGAGUUCCAUCGUAUCACCGCAUGGUUCUUCACAACGUCAAUACUCACCGGCACCGGGCAGUAGUAGCGUUGCAGCGGGAGGGCCCGGUGUUGUUUAUCAGCAGUCAACUUCCCGCGGGCACGAUCGUCAUCAUUCGGGUGAUGCACUGCCCUACAUGGCAUUACCACGAGCGGACAUGAAGCCAUAUCUUGAAUCGUACUUUACUGACGAGCAUAACAAGCGUCAGCAACAGUUGCACCACCAGCAGCAACAGCAGCAGCAACUGCAACAUCCAGUCCAAUUGUCUUCACCAUCCUCGAUGGGCCACCAUCAUCAUCAACAACAGCACGUACAGCAUCACCCGUCACUUGCCAUGCAUCGCGGGAACCAUCCGGUGGAUCUACACCGCGGCCCAGUGGUCAUGAAUGAGCCAGGAAUGAUGUCAAGAUCGCGCGGCGAAAUCGUUCCAAUCGAUGAAAGCAGAAUGGAUCGCUUAAAUGGUGGACAACCGCUGGAAGGACUUGCAGCGUCCUUGCAGGCACGCGUAAUCGCCACACUGAAGAUCAAGGAAGAAGAUGAAGAGCGUCACCGGCGUGAUCUGGGCGUUCACCACAACACUUCCGGUACUAAUCACACUAGCAGUAACAGCAACAGUACCAAUAGCAAUAUCCACGCAGGAAGCCUUCAGAUAGUACAAACUGCACACAUUAAGUCUGAGAAAUACACCUCAUCAUCAUCCGCAUCAUCCACAUCAUCCUCGUCCUCGACGUCGUCUCAUCAUCAACAUACCCUUAAACGUACCUCACCGAUAGUGGAACAUCCGCCAGGUACUCGUCCACCAAAGAUGCUCUACACAUCCGCUGCCGUCGGGAUCGAUUGCCCUGAACCGGACAUGCUGCACGUACCCCGCGGUGCUUCUAAUAGUAUCGUCGGUCACACCGGCAGUGUCCGUGGCGGUUUGCUCGUGGCACCGCCGUUAGUGAUGAGCCCGGAAAUAAACUCUCUGGUCGAUGAUGGGCGACAUCAUCAUCAGCUACACGUACGUCACAGUCACCAUUCGCGCAACGACGUUGACGAUGAUGUGGUCGGUGACGAUGAGUCGAGCUGGCACGAUCGCGUCAGUUCCGGUUUCGAUCGGCUGGUGGCGUUCGCUUCAACCGAGCUGGAUAAAACGCGGCGCUCGAACGAGGAUGUACCACCGUCGUCGGCAAGCUGUACGACAUCGCCCGACAGUGGCAUCAAUCAGAGCGAUCACAGUCGAACGUUUUUGUCGUCGUCGUCUUCAUCGUCUCAACUGGACGUACCGCCGAGCAGUGCUAGUGCGGGCAGUAGCAGCAGCAGCAGUAUUAGUAGUAGCAGCAGUAACAGCAGCACCAGCAGUAUAGGCAGCGUGUCCGGUGGUCAUGGAGUUGGGCACGGGCAGCAUGUGGUUGGUAGCGGUAGCAACACCGUGGUUGCUGGUGGUUUAAUGAUGAAGCACAUGGUGCCGAUCAUCAAGUCAUCGCCUGCCGAACCCGUAGACAGUCCGCCACUGUCGGAUGUGGGUUUACCCCGUACACCGAGUCCUACAUCAAGUCCUCCGCUUCUGUUCGGACAUCCGACCACGAGUAACACCACCAUCGGAGGGACUGGAAGCUCAGGGGUCGUGUUACAACCGACGGUCUUAUUAAAUCCGCCCGGCAAUGGCGGAAGUAAUAAUGGUGCGCCAACAGGCACGGUCCAACCUGCCAACAACAAUUCCAACAGUUUGGGCAUCCCGCUAAAGUACCAGCGACAGUCAAAGUCGUCCUCCGCUUCGUCCGAGAAACACUACAAGAAAAAGUUCCGCGAACGUAACUGGGAGGAGUAUGAGGAAAGUUUAAGCGGUGGACGUAACAGUGCCAUAAGUGUUGGAGAACCAAUGGAACAGCAGGAUUAUUCUGUCGCUAGUGUUACUGCUGCUGCUGCUGCUGGAAGGCCACAUCGGCCGGGGUCGUCCAACAAUCUCAACAUUCUAUCAACGGAGUCGAAUCUUGCGACUUCCGUCACGGCAGUGCCAAAUGAAGGUACUCGUGGAGAUAACGAUGAUCACCUUUCGCACCAUCAGCAGCAACAAGUACAGCAACAUCAUCACAAGCAUAAAUCGGCCAAAUUUCGACCUAAGGGCAAAGACUGGAACUGGGACGACGAGCAUUCGAAUGCGUCGUCCGGAUCGGCGACCGGUUCGACGCGGACCAGUCGUGGAUCGGUGGGAGGCAACAAUACAAACCCGACCUGAUUUUCAUUGUGUUAGAAAAUAGGCACCGUUUUGCGCAGGGAAAGGAGAAAAAUCAUUUACCACAGCACCGAGAUACAUAGAGCCAGCCUUCGAUCAUCGCAAUAUGUUUUAGUUAAAAAUGAUCGUUUUAGUUUACAAAUAUGUUAUAUUUAUAGCUUUGUGUAGUUUUUGGUUUACACAAACAUUGCUAUGCACCAUGAAAAUAUCCUUCUGCUGUUGGUUCAUGUUCAGCGUUCCUACUAAAGUUUCGAUCUUUCUUUACACGCUUCAAACGUUUAUAGGUUUGCAAUUUUUAUAAUUUUCCAUGAAGCAUUCAAUUUUGCUCAAUUAAUUUAGUUAAAAAAAUAUUCUAGGCAUUAAUUUUUCGAAUUAGCGUCCACAAUCAUUUUAUAGUUUUGACAAAAUUAUGAUCGCAAUUACGAUCGAAUUGCCUACCAUAUAAGCUAAAAUGGAAACGUAAUCUCUUCAUUAAUCAAGUGCAAAUGUGCCCAGGAUUUCUUUUUAACGGAAAAUUCCAUUUAGUCCUUUUCGGUAACUGCCAUUUAGCUCAUGUGUUUAUCUUCUCCCUCGUUCAUGUGUUCAUUUAACCAGGUUAAAUUCAGUGCUUUUAGUAUCAAGUUUAGAAUAUUCAAUAGCGGGAGAUGGGCAUCAAACUACAAAUAUCAAUCAAGGCCGCUUACUCAUUAACAAAAAAUAAACGAGGGAUAGUAUGUUAUGGGAGUUAAUAGACUUUUUUAAAAUUAACUAUAUCCUUCAUUCCGGUUAUUUGGGUACGAAAAACAAACCGGUGUAUAGCGAAAUAUAGUGUGUGUUUGGGCGCGCGUACGUAUCGGUUAUGAAGACGAAGACUGAACAUUUUUACCAUUGAACUGCCACCUAAUAAUUCUAAUUCUUUUAGACUAAUUCACCGCACGAAAUGCGAACUCUAGCUCCCAUUUUUGUGAGUGGUAAUGUUUCUGUUAAAAAGGCUGUGGCUUUGUUUCUUUUUCAACGUGAUUUAAUUUCCUUGCUCAUUACGCAGUUCUUUUUCUUCCGUGUUCUGUACUGUAAGGUACGCCAAAUGUAAAAUCGGUCAAACAUAAAUCUGUGGUAAAAGAAAGGACGGUGACUUCUUUUUCGACACAUUUUCCACAAAAGCAAGCUAUACGGUAGUGACUUCUUGGUGUACCACCCAUUUGGUAUAUCAUGCCGAAGUGAUUCGGUGUACACGAGAGAAAAUAGUAAGCAAAAUGGUACACAUUUUAAUUAGAGAAUAAAUCACAUCAAACCAACCAAGAAUCCAACAAGCAAAUGUAAAACCUCAUUCAUGUUUCAGUAGGGUUAAACUGUUCGGAUAAUUAACAGCAUGAAAAAGAUGCAGUAGUAUUAAUUAAAAACAAAAAAAAAACAACAACAAGCAUUAAAAGAGGUAAAGCGAGCAUAGUGGAAGAAUAAGCUUUUGAGUGGAAAAUGGUAUAAAAGUCACAUUAUCUAAGCAAAAAACCUGAAAUGGCGUAGUGUGUAGAAAAAAGGGCAGGCAACAGUGUAUAUAGUAAUAAUAUUCAAAGCAGAAGUUAUAUAUUUCUAAGUACUAGUACAAGCAUGGAGACACUAGACCGCUGAAGGGAAGAGAAAAUAAGAACUGAAAAUACAUGAAAACGAGAUGAAUGAAUGGGAUGAAUUAAAAAUGAAUGACAACAAAUGAGAGCGAGAAAGAGAGAGAAAGCAGUAAAAACCAAACAAAGGAACAUUUUUACUAUUUCAUAGACAAUGGGCUCCAAACAUUAACAUAGCAUCUGGCAAAAUUUACUAGCUCUUUUGUUAUUUAUCUUAACACCUAUGUUUACAUUUGCUGACCACUAUCGUAUAGUGUUAUUAUACUUCGUUGAGUUGCUAACCUUUCAUUUUCUUCUUUUGUUAUUAUUCACUGUUGUUCUAAUUUCAUUUUUGUUUGCUACCUACUGUACCGGCUCUCGCACAACAAACAGCAUUAGAGCGCAAUAUAUAGGUGUAAUGAUUGGUUGAGAUAAGUGUUUGCAGCUGCAACAGUAGUGUUCUAGCGCCUAGAGAUUAACGCAUAAGUAGCCAAUUAUGUACCGAUCGUUUAUGAAGCGGAAAAAUAUGCCUACAAUUGGUUUUAAGAUGCCUUUUUUCAGUUUUGUUUGUAUUUAUCUCUUCUGUGUAUGAAAUGAAGAUGUUCUAAGCAAGAGAGGAAGCAUAAAGUAAGCAGCAUAAAUAGAUGGUAGUUGGAUAAAAAGCUGAAGAGAUGCGAUGGAAAUGAGUGAAUAAAAAGCAUUCUAAGCUCAUCAUACUUAUUUGUUUAUUCCGUUCUAUUGCACAAUAUCGUUUGGGUAGAAAGCAAUAAUAGUAGCGCAAAACAAAGGUUUACAUUAACGUUGUUUUACACAUUUUCAAACAGCUGUAAAGCUUUGAUUGACAGUAAUGAAAAGGCAAGGCUGUUUAAUAAUGUCGAACAAAUGAUGCCUCAAUUAGACAUGCAACGGCAGACAAAGGCACUAAUCUAAUGUUGCUAGUACCAUACUGUGUAGGCGAGAGGAUAGUUUGCAAUGGAAUGGAACCAAUUGACGAGCAAAACAAAAGAAUGAAAAGCAAGAGCUAAACCAUAAUUCUUUCCAGCUUUUCUAGGAAGCUUUUUUGGUGAUGAGAAACAAAAGGAAAACGAAAACAACAUACAAAAUAAAUAACAAAUUACAGGUAAUACAAAUACGCAAUUUUUAGCUUAUAAAAACCAGAAACACGAACCUGCUCCUCACGAUGGUGUGUAAUGGCUAACAAAAGCAACUCAAAACCAACAAAGAAAAAUCUCUCAGGAUAAAGGAAAAUAAACAGAAAGACACUCCUGGCACAGAAAAGCGUAGACACAACCCAACAUAAUAUGAUAGGAAAUUGACAAAAUGUAAUAGAUCGCACUAUUGUACGGAGCGGCAUGGCACCUGAUUUUAUCUUUUUUAGGGUUUCCAAAUUUUCUAGAAGAGAAAACAAUCCAACAUACAGUGGUUCGUUCUUCAUUGGCUAGUUUGUUUCCGAAUAGAAGGGUCCGCAUACGGUAAAGUUAAGAACGAUCAGCAAACAAAUUGCAUUUCUUGUUCAGUUCUUUUUCUUCUCUUGCAAAAGAACUCCAUCUUUAUUGUUCACAACGAAAAUAAAAAAUAGCUAUCUUUGCAGCACAAGCAUUUCUGAUAAGUAUUCAAAUGGUAUCAAUGGCGGGUGGAACAAAAAUGGUGGUCAAGUGUCGUUGAAGACCGUUUGAAAGCAAAUAUUUACAACACUCUCUCAACUUAUUAUUACGCUAUUGAAACACUCAAGAAAAAUUAUGUUCUUUUUGUUAUUCUGUGUAAAACUUCAAUAGAACACUAUUUCCGGAUAUGCCUCAGAUACUGCUUUUGAGUAGUACCAUGCUUGGUUAGUUGUGCAAGAUUAAUUGUCCUUUAUUCAACGAGUUAUUCGUAGUUAAUUCGGCAUUACUCCCGGACUCCCAGCACUACAAAUUGUAAUUCAGAAAUUAGUUUCUGAAAAGAAGUUCACAGUUUCCUGUCAGGAUUGAUAAACCCCUGCUUACUAACGUAAGACAGACAUCCCGGAUUAGCUUCACAAAAAAAAAACACGGAUAUUAGCUCCUGGCAUAGUAAGAAUACAUGUUGAUCGAAGAGAAUAACGUUUUAAAUGUGUUCAUUAAGUUAUUAUUUUUGUAUUGCCUUUACUUUCCCAUUUUUCGUCCCGUUUCAUCUUCCCAUUAGAUCGAGGAAAGACUAUUCGGUAAAGGAAGUACAAUACCACCACCGCUACCAGAUCCCUAACAGAUAAGUUCUCGUUGUAUAGUAUGUACCAUAAUACAUCAUUUUCCUCACGUUCUGUACCGUGAUGUACUUGACGGAUUUUAUAUAAAUACAUUAAGUUUAAGUGAAGAUUUGAGUUUUUUAUGGUUUUUUUUGUUUUCCCUUUCGCUAAUUAUUGUAAAUUAAUAUAAUGUACCCAUCGGAUGUGACAGCUGUGUGUCGGACAUUUAAAGUAAUUGGAGCGUUUUAUGUAUUGUGUAAUUGUGACAAAUGGUAAACUAUUUCCGUACCUACCUAGCCUAUUUACCACUAGUGCUGUGGUUGUGUAAAAUUGAAUUUUAAAUUAUUCACCUAGUUUCCGCCACGAUUAGUCUAGUUUACGAAUUUGUGAACCGUUUUUUGUUUUAAAAUUAUGAUCUCUUUCGUGAACAUGCGAACGUAAAUCGGGAAUGUGUUCUGCCUGGAAACAAAGAAAACGAAGGAUAACAUCAUCUAACCAUACCUCCUCCUCCCUCAUUGUCUAUUUGUAUCAAUGUGUUUGUAACUGUUUUUGUUUGUGGUUAUGCAAGAAAGGAAAUAAAAGAAAUAAAGAGAAAAUCUAAGGAAGAUCAUUAAAGGUUCAUGCAUUACAAGCUCUUUAUUUAAAAAAGAAAAAAUAUUAGUUACUUAUUGAAAAAGAACAGGAAAACCUACGAACAGCUUACAAAACUCCUCCACAGCAUAAACAAGAUGGGGAACAAAACACGAAAGGCAGGGAAGAAAAAUCGGAAGGAGAUGAGGAGGUGGGCAAUAACAGAAUGUAUGAUAGAUGCAUACACCAUUUAGGGACAAGAAAGAAAUAUUGGACUUAGAAGUAAUGGUAGAAGAACUAAUAGACGAGGAAAAAUAAUACUAAGCAGAAGAAAGAGAAACAAGAUGGAGAAAAGCAACAAACACGGCGCUUAACAGCGUGUGCAUUACAAAACCUAUAAAGUAAACAACAAAAUAAAAAGAAAACUCGUUUUAAACAUUUAAGCAAAAUCUUAACUGGAGAAAAGUAAGUAAUAAUGAAAUAAAACUAAUA
Anopheles moucheti is the source of this 12183-nucleotide messenger RNA. It is a transcript of the gene gpp, whose product is annotated as histone-lysine N-methyltransferase, H3 lysine-79 specific. The transcript is spliced from 6 exons. NCBI's taxonomy places the organism in Eukaryota, Metazoa, Arthropoda, Insecta, Diptera, Culicidae. The record is from RefSeq and is a predicted model, not a curated record. Gene Ontology annotation, molecular function: histone H3K79 methyltransferase activity. Gene Ontology annotation, biological process: DNA damage checkpoint signaling; regulation of transcription regulatory region DNA binding; DNA repair. The coding region runs from base 1 to 7344 and encodes 2447 amino acids. Gene Ontology annotation, cellular component: nucleus.